AUGUUAAAAAGGUUGGUGGGUAGGACAUCCCUGAUUUCAAAAUUUUCUUUUUCCACCAAUGAAUCAACAGAUAUCUCUGUGCGCGACUCAAUUCAUCGUCUAAUAGAUAGAGCUUCAAUGUACACAAGAAUUCCAGGCUCCUUUAUAGACGGUCUUAAAAAAUGUUCCCAUGUGCUUGAGUUAUCAAUUCCUUUAAAAAAAGACAAUGGUCAGCUUGCAGUGUUUGAAGCUUAUAGAGCACAUCAUUCAAUUCAUGCACUUCCCCUUAAAGGAGGUAUUCGUUUUGCUCCUAAUAUGAGACUAGCAGACAUUGAAGGGGUUGCAGCUUUAAUGACUCUUAAAAUGGCCUGUGCUGAUAUCCCAUAUGGAGGUGCACAUGGUGGGAUUUCAGUUGACCCAUCAUCCUUAAGUGUUUUAGAACAGGAAAGACUAGCAAGAGCUUAUGCCAAAGAACUCAUAAAAUCCGGAUUCAUGGGACCUUCUAUUGAUGUUCCAGGUCCUGAUAUUGGAACUGAUGGGAGAACUAUGGCUUGGAUUAUGGACGAAUUUUUAAAAAUAGCGCCAGAUGUAACAGAAGGAUUGGCUGCUGUUACUGGGAAACCAGAAGCAGCAGGUGGGAUUGCAGGGAGGAAAGAAGCAGCUGGUUUAGGAUUUUACUUUGCAUUGAAAAAUUUUUUGGAAGAUGAAGAACUUGUGGAGCCACUUGAGCUUACAAAAGAGUUGAAAGGAAAGAAAAUCAUUAUACAAGGCUUCGGAAAUGUAGGCUACCAUGUUUCUAAAUUUUUAAGUGAAAAUGGCAAAGCAAAAAUCAUUGGAGUUUUAGAUCAGAAUGGAGGAGUUUAUAAAGCAACUGGCUUAGACAUAACAGCUCUCAAAACUUAUUAUGAUGAGAAUAAGACCCUCAAAGGCUUUACUGAAGGCAAGCAUUUUGAUAAUCCUGAAGACGUUCUAUCCAAAACCUGUGAUAUUUUUAUCCCAGCUGCCUCAGAAAAUACAAUUACUGUCAAUAAUUCACACCUUUUGAAAUGCAAAAUUGUUGCGGAAGCUGCAAACCUGCCACUUAGUAUUAAAGCUGAGGAGAACUUAAUUAAGAAUGGGGUAGCGAUAUUGCCAGAUAUUAUCAUGAAUUCUGGAGGAGUAAUUUCUUCAUAUUUUGAGUAUGUGAAAAAUAUUGGACAUAUAAGCCCUGAAAAACUUACCAAAAGAUGGGAGCUGAAAUCAAAUGAAAAAAUAUUACAAUUUUUAGCUAGAAUUUUAGGCACUGAAGUGCAAAACUCAGACUUACAAGUGGCAUCUGAUUUGGAAAUUGUGAAUAAUGCACUAGAAGAUAUAAUCCAAAACUCUGUAAAGACAGCUAAGAAGACAUCGAAACUUUAUUCAAUUAGCUAUAAAGAUGCAGCCUAUGUAAAUGCCUUGAAUAGAAUCUAUGAGAAUCUGAGGUACAGCAGCCAUUAUGCAGCAUAG
This is a messenger RNA of Blepharisma stoltei, 1464 nucleotides long. The record is from the annotation of a GenBank genome assembly. NCBI's taxonomy places the organism in Eukaryota, Ciliophora, Heterotrichea, Heterotrichida, Blepharismidae.